GGUGGAAGGAGGAAUUAGGACGAGUUUGUCCCGGGCCGCCCUGGGGUCUGCUUAGAGAGGCCUACGCCGCUCACUUCCGCCGCGGCCUCGGGGCCUCCCGGAACGGCCAGGUCCAGAGGCCGCUCCGGCGAAAUAUUGUAAGGGCGCUUCCGCGGGGUCGUUUAGGUUUCAUCCUGUGCUCCCCUCUUCAAAAGCCUCCAAAGCAGCCUUCGUGAUUUUUCUUCGAGAGGUGUUCUAAGGACACUUUCACCUUCCUGAGGAAAAGAUAGAGGCAGAAAGGAUAAUGGCUGAGUGUUUGAGAAGUUGUUCUCGGGACUCAGUGACCUUUGCUGAUGUAGCUGUGGACUUCACCCAGGAAGAGUGGACUUUACUGGACCCCUUUCAGAGAAAGCUAUACAGAGAUGUGAUGCUGGAGAACUACAAGAACCUGACCACAGCAGGGUAUCAAUCAUUGAAACCCACUCUGAUCUCUUGGUUGGAACAAGAUGAUUUGAGGACAGUGGAAAGAAGAGGAGUCCUCCAAGGCUCAGCAAUUCAGCAGGAUAAUCUUGGGGGAGAAACAUCUGUUGGGAUGGAAACAGUAACAUUGGCAAGAAUCCACAAUGGAUGGAAACUCUGUAAUUGUGAGCAAUAUAGGAAAGACUUCAGUGAACACUUGAGCCUUAGGACAGGCAGGAGAACUCAAAAUGGAGGCAACACUUACGAGCAUAAUGAGUAUGGAAAAAGCUUCCUUACUCUGCAGAAGAAAACCUCUACGGUUGCGAAGCAUUUUGUGUUUAAUCACUGUGGAAAAGCCAUCAUCCUGACUCCAAAUAUUGUGGACGGGAAAACCAGCGUGGGAGAGAAAGCCUUGGAAUGCAGUGAUGUUUUGGUGAUGGAGACGUGGCUUCCUGGAAGAGGCAGAACAGUAGUGGCCAGGCUGGGUGGAAAGACAGAAAAGCAUCUGGAAUCCAGUAAUGAAAGCUCUUCCCCAGACAUUUGCCCAUGUUUGGGGCAAGAAGAGGGAACAAGGAUACCUGCUGUCCUACUUCUUAAUGAGGCUCAACAUUCUUAGUUCCGUUCAUGGUAUUGUUUGGAUACUCUUCACAGUCUUUAUCACCUGUCUCAGCUUUGGUUCCCCA
Messenger RNA from Eubalaena glacialis (North Atlantic right whale), 1121 nucleotides. RefSeq names its product zinc finger protein 426-like. The record is from RefSeq and is a predicted model, not a curated record. Bases 284 to 1054 code for a protein of 256 amino acids. The transcript has 8 exons. Lineage: Eukaryota; Metazoa; Chordata; Mammalia; Artiodactyla; Balaenidae. Gene Ontology annotation, biological process: regulation of DNA-templated transcription.